AUGUUGGCACCUUUUUGGGCAUACAUCCUGGGUGCAUUAGGACUUUUUAUCUACCAGUCUCUGGAUGCCAUUGAUGGAAAGCAAGCCAGAAGAACAAACAGUAGUUCUCCUCUGGGAGAACUCUUUGAUCAUGGUUGCGACUCUAUUUCCACAGUAUUUGUUGUCCUUGGACCCUGCAUAGCAAUCCGACUAGGAACAAAUCCUGACUGGUUGUUUUUCUGUUGUUUUGUGGGACUGUUCAUGUUCUAUUCAGCUCACUGGCAGACAUAUGUAUCAGGCAUACUAAGGUUUGGAAAAGUUGAUGUAACUGAAGUUCAGAUAGCGAUAACAAUGCUGCUCUUGAUAUCUGCAUAUGGUGGCACAGCAAUAUGGGACCAUAAGGUCCCUUUGGUGGGCUUAGAACUGAAGUUCUUGGCAGUUUUUGGCAUACUGUGCGGAACAGCACUUUCUUUUUUCAAUUACUUCCGUGUCAUCUUUGGCGGAGGGGUUGGAAAGAAUGGAUCUACAAUAGCAGGAACAAGUGUUCUUUCCCCAGGCCUGCACAUUGGACUACUUAUCACACUGGCGAUUAUGAUCUAUAAAAAGUCUACAACUCAGCUGUUUGAAAAACAUUCCUGCCUGUAUGUCUUGACAUUUGGAUUUGUGAAUGCUAAAAUCUCACAGAAGUUGGUGGUGGCUCACAUGACAAAAAGUGAAAUCUGUCUUCAGGACACUGCAUUUAUCGGGCCAGGACUUCUGUUUUUGGACCAGUACUUCAACAGUUUUAUUGAUGAAUAUAUUGUUCUAUGGAUAGCAUUGUUCAUAUCCUUGUUUGAUAUGCUGAGAUAUGCCACUGGUGUAUGCCUACAGAUUGCUGCUCAUCUUCAUAUACAUGUCUUCAGAAUUUCAUCUCAUCAAGCUCCUGAACAGGUUCAAAACCAUAAUGACUGAUUAAAUAGGUCAAGGACAAGAGAAGAAGCAGUUAGGGGAAUGUUGAAUGAAGCAGCCUCUCUUUUUGGGAAGACAGAUUAAGCUUUUCAAGAAAAUAGUUUUAUGAGAACACUCCUCUAUCCCAGAGAUUACCAGAUGUUAGAAUUACUAAAUACAAAGUCCUGCAGCUUCUGUUGUGAUCAGCCCUUUUGAACCAGGAUGUGUUUGCCACAGUGUCCUAAACAUUGCAGCUGUUAUUUCAUACCAUGAAUACACCAUCUGAACCUUUUGCCAUUUCCUGUUAGGUAACCUUAACUCUGUACUUCUGGUCUGGUGAAUGUAGACUGCAAACCAAGGUGCUACCAACCAGAACUGGAAGAGGGAUUUCACUUUUUCCCUAGACUAAGUGACUAAUCUUUUACAUUAGCUUCUAAAGUCUUCUUGGAACAGCUAUGAAGUGGUAGUCAGAGGUACUGAUUAGUACACCACUGCAUUAUUAAGACUGGUAAAAUGAGGCAUCCAUGAGGUAAAACUACUCAUUAAUGGUGUUUCGAAAGAACAAGUUACUGGAUCAGUAGGAUGAAGGAGGUAUAGGUCAGGAAGAUUUUCUUCUAUUUCAAAAUACUGUUAUGAGUGCCUUUAGGAUUCAUGCAUUCUCUAGUAUCUACGUACAUAACCUACUGUUACUACAUACAAUUGUAGCUUGUAUUUUCUUUUAAGGACAGUUUCUGGUUUAGUGGUUAUAAUAAGGUUUGCCUCAUUGUACUCCAUUAUCUACACUAUAGGUAGUUGUGUACUUUGAGGACACCAGCUUUACCUACCCUAACUUGUAUCUGUGAAACUGCACAAGUGAAUGACAAAAUUCAUCGAUAAACUUAAAUGACUGUGACUGUUUGACUGUGACAAUGGAACCCACCCAUAUGUAAUUCCCUCUGAAGUAUAUUUGCUAUCUCUGUGUUCAUCUACCUUAUCUGAUUUGUCUUGUAACUAUCACUGUACUUUAUUCAAACAAAACUGCACAGAACUAAAACCUAACGUAUAGUGAAACUCUCCAAAAGAGGAAAUUGGGCCCACUAUCAGCCUUUCUCUUUAAGGAACGACCCCCUGGCUAACGGGCUGUUGCUGUCAUUAGAGAAAAGCAGAAUGAAAGUAGCUUAUUAUCUGUAUGAGCAAAUCAGAACUUGAACACAAACCCUGUAAGCUUAAGCUCCUUUAAAGAGGUACUAUUUGAAUAUGAUUUUUGUAAAAAGCUGUUGAAUGUAAGUGUUCGUUACCAUUUUCAGAUGCUGAUAUCUAGCUGAGCUGUGAGUUCAUGAAGUCCUUCCUGAACUGUACAAUAAAGAAUGCUAUGGUUUGUUUUAAAAAUAA
Molecule: messenger RNA, 2277 nt
Organism: Athene cunicularia (burrowing owl)
Lineage: Eukaryota; Metazoa; Chordata; Aves; Strigiformes; Strigidae
Gene: CHPT1
Product: choline phosphotransferase 1
Exons: 8
Coding region: 1-930 (309 amino acids)
Biological process (GO): phosphatidylethanolamine biosynthetic process
Cellular component (GO): Golgi apparatus; endoplasmic reticulum membrane
Molecular function (GO): diacylglycerol cholinephosphotransferase activity; ethanolaminephosphotransferase activity
Source: RefSeq, a predicted model, not a curated record